AUGGUCGGUGUACCGACAAGUAAAGGAUGUCGCCUGUGUAUCCAGCGAAGCGUCAAGUGUGAUGAAGAAAGGCCGAGCUGUGCUCAGUGUCGAAGAGGCGGACGGACUUGUCCCGGCUAUGUCCGUGAGAUGAAGUUUGUCGACGAGGGGCCCAAAAUCCGACGCACAAGAGGCAAAUCUCAUGCCCCUACUACCAAACCAACAUCAGAAAAGGCAUCUAAAGGCCUCAGUCGACAUAAUAGAGAUCUGCUUCGUCACCGAGAAACGAGCCCCGAUAUUAGGCUGGGCCAACCAAGCAGCUUCAAGGCGGAGCGCGACCAAAUCCUCUCGUCCUUCGUGUCAGCCAUGUUUCCUCUUGCCUCCGCCACAGCGCAAAUCUCAUUUCUCGGUAGCUGGUUAUGGCAUAUUCCACCUCGCUUGGGCAGCAGCAUAGUUCUGGACCAUGCUGCGUUGUCAGUAGCUUGGUCAUACUUCGCAAAGCUAUAUGGAGAUCCCAUCGCACUGCGAAAUGCAGAGACCUCAUACCUAUGCGCAGUGAGAAGUCUGGCUUUGGCUCUUGAUGAUGCGAAAGACCAGCUUAGCGCAAAUGUUCUGUGUGCGACAGUCCUUCUAGGACAUUUCGAGAUCUCCGAAGCCUUGACCUCCGGGCAGCCGUGCAUUCUGGAGUCCGAAAGUUGGCAGAAUAUCCCAGAUGGCUUGAUCGAGUUUCCGCUGUUGCCGGCGUCACCUGACAUGUACCAUCGGAUCUUCGGCUACUUUGCACUUAUUCCAGGGCUACAGAGUAGGAUGAGUCUCUGUAACAGGGAUGCCUCUGAUGAGACACUCAAUUCUCUACUUUCAACGGCACAACAGCUUCGGCAAGACAUGCGGCAAUGGUAUCGAGAUUAUGCAACUCGCGAUAGUAAUUUGAGAGAGCCUCAGGCUAUCUCUCCUGUAUCGGAUGGCUACCCGUUCCCUUCAAAUUACAAAUAUCACGAUGUCAUGUCAGCCACUAUCAUUGUUGCAUAUUGUGCGUAUCUGAUAAUUCUCAAUCGAUCAGUCGCUCUUUUGGAUGUCUCUGAUGGAGAGGCCUCGGACACCCAGGGCCUCGCAGCCGCAAUUUGUAUGUCUGUGGAUUACUGUCUGCACACUGGAUACUGCGGCACGCAAACCAUGAAACUUGCGCUACCUAUUGCUCACUCGGUGUUACCUCGCCACUAUCAUCAAUGGACUAAGAAAUGGAUGGAUAAAUUCGAUGCAAUAAUGGAGGCAACGAUGAUCCAACCACUGUUCUCUUAG
This is a messenger RNA of Fusarium subglutinans, 1278 nucleotides long. RefSeq names its product C6 zinc finger domain protein. The coding region runs from base 1 to 1278 and encodes 425 amino acids. Gene Ontology annotation, biological process: regulation of DNA-templated transcription. The record is from RefSeq and is a predicted model, not a curated record. The transcript has 3 exons. Lineage: Eukaryota; Fungi; Ascomycota; Sordariomycetes; Hypocreales; Nectriaceae. Gene Ontology annotation, molecular function: DNA-binding transcription factor activity, RNA polymerase II-specific; zinc ion binding.